Effrenium voratum is the source of this 387-nucleotide messenger RNA. NCBI's taxonomy places the organism in Eukaryota, Dinophyceae, Suessiales, Symbiodiniaceae. The record is from the annotation of a GenBank genome assembly.
AUGGCUUGCUGGGCCUUCCAUGGCGGCCUCAGCGAGAACUUGGAGUCCAUCGUGAGCAACACCGUGGCGGGCUUUCAGCCUCUCACUGCAGGCUCCCGCGGGAGCAACGUCUGGGGCUCCGGCACCUACUUCGCCAGAGAUGCCAAGUACGUGUGCGAGGGCGGCUUUUGUGGGAAGCCGGCGGCGGACGGCACCCGGCAAAUGCUGAUGUGCCUUCUGAUGACGGGAAUUCCUUGUCUCGGAGAUGUCGGGCACAAAGGGGUCCUGCCGUACCGGAACAAGCCCCACCGGUACCAUUCCUCCGUGGACAGCCUCUCCAGUCCAGAGAUCUUUAUCGUGCAGCAUGCUGGCGGCGCUCUGCCGGUGUACCUGAUCACCUUCGAGUAG